UCCACAAUCUUAUUGAUCUUAGUUCUCACACUCUAGGUAUAUUACGAUAUCCUCCCGACCGGUGAACAGUCACAUGUUUCCUCCUUGCUGUGAUUGGUCAGUGAGUGAAGUAAUGAUCCAAUCCAAGGAUGGAAAAUCUUGUCAGUCAAAUCCACUAGGAAGUUUUUGUUGCAGUGUCGCGAACACAUCAGAUCCAAGUGAGUGAAGGUGUUUUUCCAACUAGACUCGCUACUUCAUGUAAAAUAAUCAAAAGAGCUGUAUUUCAUGCUACAUUUUGCAGAAGAGGAGGACAAGACUUCAGAUGCUGUGGAAAUACAAGAACUUCAUGAAGCGGUCUUCAACAACAACCACCGUUUGCUUCUGGUCCUGUUGUCACAGGAGCGGUACAGAAAGCUCAUCAACAGCAGGAGUGGGUGGGGUAUUCCUGGUACCCCACUGCGUUUGGCUGCCUCCCAUGGUUACCUGAGCUGUGUGGAACUUCUCCUAGCUCAUGGUGCUGAGGUAGACAGCUUAGAUGUGAAGGCCCAAACACCACUGUUCACUGCGGUUAGUGGGAAGCACUUGGACUGUGUCCAUGCUUUACUGAGUGCAGGAGCGGACCCCAAUGGCAGCAUCUACAAUAACUGCUCCCCAGUACUCACAGCAUCUAGGGAAGGGGAUGUAGAGAUCCUGAGUGAGCUUUUGGAACAUGGAGCAGAAGUGAACACAAGGUCAAAAAGUAGCCUGUGGACUUCCCAUUCACCAGUAUGUAGUGGACCUUUGUAUCUGUCUGCGGUCUAUGGGCACCUGGACUGCUUUAAACUGCUGCUGAUUUAUGGAGCCAACCCAGACUUUAACUGCACUGAGGAGAAACUUCUUGUUAAGAUCAAGCAACCCAAGACGAUCCUGGAGAUGUGCCUUAGACAUUGCUGUGAAGCCGAGUAUGUGCAGCUCCUGAUAGAUUUUGGAGCAAACGUCUAUCUCCCAACGCUCAAUGUAGAAAAGACCACUAAGCAAAAAGAAGCUUUGGAGCUGCUUCUAAGAGAAAGAGUAUGUCCAAAACGCCUGAUGUCUUGGUGUCGUCUGACCAUUCGAAAUGCUUUAAGAUUGGCUGGCAGGCUGGCUUAUGUUGACCGUUUGCAUAUUCCAUCUUCCUUGAAACACUAUCUGAAGCACAAGAGCAGGCCAAUGGCAGAUAAUUUUCCAUAAUGAUGAGGCUGAUCUUCAUAACAGUGUGGUCAUCAUCCAUAAAAUUCUGCUCUUAAAUUCGGGGUCAGUUCAAUGAAUUGUACAUGUUUGGUUGCUGAGUCACUAGCACAAUAUGAAGUCCAAAAUUGGUAGGCAAUAAACAGGUUUAUUGAGCA
Messenger RNA from Erpetoichthys calabaricus (reedfish), 1343 nucleotides. RefSeq names its product ankyrin repeat and SOCS box protein 12-like. NCBI's taxonomy places the organism in Eukaryota, Metazoa, Chordata, Cladistia, Polypteriformes, Polypteridae. Bases 265 to 1188 code for a protein of 307 amino acids. Gene Ontology annotation, biological process: intracellular signal transduction. The record is from RefSeq and is a predicted model, not a curated record. Gene Ontology annotation, molecular function: protein binding. The transcript is spliced from 3 exons.